Molecule: messenger RNA, 258 nt
Organism: Cercopithifilaria johnstoni
Lineage: Eukaryota; Metazoa; Nematoda; Chromadorea; Rhabditida; Onchocercidae
Source: the annotation of a GenBank genome assembly
GUAGUACAUAACAGAUUUUGUCAUGGAACCUGUUCCUCCUACUUCAUACCACGUUUGAGGCCGCGGAAAUUGAAAUUGGAUGCUAUGUUUCAAAGUUGUUCGGUGUGUAGGCCAGCUGAAUGGGAUACUGUUGAGGUAAAAUUGGAUUGUCCGAGGAAAAAUCCGAAAGAAUUGAAACGAAAAGUGAUCAAAGUGAAGAAAUGUAAAUGUAUUGCAUUGAGCGGUAAUAAUCUUGAAAGCGAAGAGGAUGGUCGAUAA